CGCCGCCGGCGCUGGGCCGGGCCUGCCCCCGCCGCGCCGCUUCUGCAGGAAAAAGUUGACUCUGGUCCAAAGAGGACUUUGAAGAGCUUCAGAGGAACUGGAGCCAACAUGAUUGAAGUGAUGAGAAACGGAAUUCGGUGUUUCACUGUAAAACACAGGCGUUGAUAUUCCGUGCCUCUGCAGAUACAAAGUGAUACAGCCUAUGCCGGGCUAUAACUGAAGUGCAAGAUGGCAAGAACCAGCCACAGCAACUAUGUCCUUCAGCAGCUAAACAACCAAAGAGAGUGGGGCUUCCUGUGCGACUGCUGUAUCGCUAUCGAUGAUAUUUAUUUUCAAGCACAUAAAGCAGUCCUUGCUGCAUGCAGCUCCUAUUUUAGGAUGUUUUUUAUGAACCAUCAGCACACUACAGCCCAGCUGAAUCUAAGCAACAUGAAGAUUAGUGCUGAGUGCUUUGAUCUUAUUUUACAGUUCAUGUAUUUAGGAAAAAUUAUGACAGCCCCCACUAAUUUUGAGCAAUUUAAAGUGGCCAUGAACUAUUUACAGCUGUAUAAUGUACCUGAAUGUCUAGAAGAUAUACAAGAUACAGACUCAUCUGGUUUAAAAUGUUCAUCUUCUGCUUCUAGCACCCAGAAUAGCAAAAUGAUAUUUGGCGUGAGAAUGUACGAAGACACGCUUGCUAGAAAUGGCAGCGAAGCAAACAGGUGGGGUAUGGAGCCGCCAAGUUCAACAGUAAAUACCACCCAUAACAAAGAGCCUGAUGAGGAAGCUUUGCAGCUAAGCAGCUUUCCUGAACAACUGUUUGAUGUCUGCAAAAAAAGCACCACGUCCAAAUUCUCUCACACAAAAGAGCGCGUGUCCCACUCGCGCCGCUUUGGAAGAAGCUUCACCUGUGACAGCUGCGGGUUCAGUUUUAGCUGUGAAAAGCUACUGGAUGAGCAUGUGUUAACGUGCACUAACAGGCAUUCCUACCAAAGUGCCAGGUACUACAGUACUGAAAAAAUAGACUUUAAUGAAAAGGACUCUACUUCUAAAGUAAUCUCCACACAAACAGACAAAUACAAGGGGGACUCAAGCCAAGUGGCGGACGAGUCUUCAUCUCCUGUGUCAAAUGUCACGAGCAGAAAAAGCAGCACGGUUGCCUCCGAAACAUCAGGUGAAGAAGGAAGUAGAGCCUCUGAGAGGAAGAGGAUUAUUAUCAAGAUGGAACCAGAGGACAAUCCUGCUGAUGAACUGAAGGAUUUUAAUAUUAUUAAGGUGACAGAUAAAGACUGCAAUGAGUCCUCCGAGAAUGAUGACCUAGAUGAUGAACAGGAAGAGCCACUUUACAGGUACUAUGUUGAGGAAGAGAUCAGAGAGAAGAGAAAUGCUCGGAGGACUUUAAAACCCCGUUUAUCCAUGGAUGAGGAUGAAAGAAAGUGUUUGAAAAGUCCACGGCACCUUAAUAGGAAGGCUCCUUCAGUGCAGGAAGAUGUGGAGAACGCUCCCUGUGAACUUUGUGGGCUAACAAUCACCGAGGAAGAUUUGUCCUCUCAUUAUUUAUCCAAACACAUAGAAAAUAUAUGUGCUUGUGGCAAGUGUGGUCAAAUACUGGUCAAAGGCAAGCAGUUACAGGAUCAUGCGCAGACCUGCGGAGAACCCCAGGAUCUGACUAUGAAUGGUAUCAGAAAUUCUGAGGAGAAAAUGGACUUAGAAGAAAACCCUGAAGAGCAGUCGGAAAUAAGGGACAUGAUGUUUGCAGAGAUGCUGGAGGACUUCAGGGACAGUCACUUCCCAAUGAACAGCCUUCAAAAAAAACAGUUAUACAAGCAUUCAGCCUGUCCCUUCCGAUGCCCUAAUUGCGGUCAGCGUUUUGAAACUGAAAACCUUGUGGUUGAGCAUAUGUCAAACUGCCUGGAGCAAGAUCUGUUCAAGAACUCCAUGAUGGAAGAGAACGAGAGGGAUCACAGACGUAAGCAUUUCUGCAAUCUUUGUGGGAAAGGAUUUUAUCAGCGUUGCCACUUGCGGGAACACUAUACCGUUCAUACCAAGGAAAAACAGUUUGUUUGUCAGACAUGUGGGAAGCAGUUCUUAAGAGAGCGCCAGUUGCGGCUCCACAAUGAUAUGCACAAAGGCAUGGCCAGGUAUGUCUGUUCCAUUUGUGAUCAAGGAAACUUCCGAAAACAUGACCAUGUACGGCAUAUGAUAUCUCACUUAUCAGCUGGAGAGACUAUAUGCCAGGUCUGCUUUCAGAUAUUCCCAAAUAAUGAGCAACUGGAGCAGCACAUGGAUGUUCAUCUGUAUACAUGUGGAGUAUGUGGAGCAAAAUUUAAUUUGAGGAAAGAUAUGAGAUCUCACUAUAAUGCCAAGCAUUUGAAAAGAACAUAAGCAUAAACAUACUGCUAAAGCAUUAAGUUGGCAGCAGAGAGAACACCAAAGCAAGGCAUACAGUAUAGUAGACAAAAAAAAAAAAAAAAAAGGAAAAAAAAAGAAAAUAGGUCUCUUUUUUUAUUAUUUUUUUUAAGACCCUCCUAACCGUAGGUGUCUAUUUAGGCUCAUUAAGUAUAUAGCUUUGAAAAGCAUCAUGUGUUUAUUACAUUUUCACUGUUUCCUAAUAUAAGUUUCUGUUCUUAAUUUUAUUGUUUUACUAAGUAGAUAUACAAAUCAUUAUUUUUAAACUGUAGAUUAAAAGCACAAUGUUACCCCUUCACUGACUGCUAUUAAACAGUUCUCGGAUCCAUUUCCGUAAGAUGAGUGCUUUAAUAUUUCCAUGUGUUGUUUCUUCAUGUGCAAAUUUUAGAUCACAGCCAUUAAUGUGCAAGAGCAUAAUUGUUCAUAAUCCCCAAAUUCAUUUUCAAAAAUGAAAAAAAAUGAUGCCAAGAAAUAAUUCUUUGCUCUCUGACUCUCUGUAAGGGCAGAGCUGGCUGUCCUGGUCCUCUGCUUCUUGGCUUUGUUGGAACGUGCAUCCCAGGCGUGAGAGCACAUAGGCCCAGUUAAACCUUGCAGACUUGGACUUGAGUGUGCAAAGGGAAAGGGAGUUAAUGACUGUCGGGAUACCCGAGUUGUUCCCAGCAGAGUGGUUGUUUUCCAGACUUGAAGUCCUAGCAGAACUGUACAACUGACGUUGGCAUUUCUUUUACUAUCUGUACCUGUGUGGGUAUAUAUAACCUGCUUAUCCUACUAUACAAGGGAAGAGUGGCUGUGGUGGAUUGCUAGGAAUGCAGAAUGGCAGUAUGCAUUGAAGACUGUGUUUUUCAGCCUAGCUGUAAAUGGUGCCUUGCUGCUUGUGUUGGGAAGUUAAAAGUGGAAUGGAUGGGUGUGAAGAUAGUCCCAUUGCUUGGGUGGGGAGGGGAAGGGGGAGUGUGGCUCAUGUGAAACUUUAGUCUUUUUGUUUCUUGUUUUCAUGAUACGUUCUGAAUGUUCUGGUUUUCAACAAGACUAUAACAAGAAAAGACUGCAGAGUUUGCUUAAUAAAUGUAAAGACAUUUUACGCCUUUUAAGAUUCCUUUCUGAUUCUAGUAUAGCCCUAAUCUCUGUAGGUUGUCUCUUAAUUGAAUUUAAAAAUCCUACUAAGUACCAGCUGACAUCAGUUCAGUGAGGCAGUUUGGCCUUUGAGAGAAUGACUGGCUUUGACUCUUAGGCACCAGCUGUCUAAAUGUUUGUUAAGUGUGUGAUUUUUAAUGGGGGGAGGAAAGGAUCCUAAUAUGUAAUGAUGGAGAAAACUAUUGAAAAAUAAAACCUUGCAGUACUUUCUCCCAGCAGAUUUCACUUUAUCAGAGAGGGUACUAAUGUUAUUUCCUAGAGGGAGGAAAGCAAUUUAGACCAGCAAUUAAGGCAGUUGGACUAGAUGAUUGUUAUAGGUCCCUUCCAACUGAAAUACUCUAUUCUGUCACCUCACACGGCAGUGGUGGGGUUGAGAAUAGGAGCCAGGAGCUGAGUCUAGUCCAGGGCUUUCAUGCACUUGUCACUGUCAGAGUUGAGUUUUGAUCCCUUGUUGUUUCUUGGGGAUUAUGAUGGGGAUUAUGAUGGGUAUUGAGCUGUAAUGUUAGGCUAUUUAGAGAAAUUAAUACAGUUCAGAAUCUCCACUGUAACUGUUUAAAUUGGUAUGAGUCACCUUGCAUUUGUUCAGUUUUAAAUGUGCAUUUGAAUUUCUCUUGGUUGGUAGAUGUGUGUGUGUGCACUGAUGCAGAAAGACCCUGCCACCAGACCUCAGUCCUGUGCCAGCAGCUGGCUCCCUGGGCAUUGACUGCUGCAGGUGCAGUUCAGGCCUUUAGCAUUUUGCCAAAACUGCUCAGUCCUGUGUUUUCAUGUAUGAGGAUGAAGCCAAUCAAGUCCUGAAUAAUCUUGGGGUCAAAAAGACCAUGGACAUGAAUGUGCUUCAGCAUUUCAGUUAAUCCAGAGCUCCCCCGCUAAGAUUUAUUCCACGUUCCCCAUCGCAACGCAGACUAAAACUCAGUGUGUAAGAGUUCAAAUAAGUGUGAUGGGUAUUUUAACGCUUUUUAGCACUAGAAUCAGUGUUAAGGUGAUUAUAAGAUCUUAAAAAGACAAAAUAUUUGAAUAUAAUGAUCAUCUUAAAGAUUAACUAGUUAAUGAAGUGCUGUAGUAGAAGAGUUUGGGGCGGGGCUAAUAAACUUCAUACAACAGUUCUGACAUGCAGGUUAUCCCUUAUGGUACCAGCUACAGCUGGAUUGGGAAAUGCUGCCAAGGGAAGUGAGGGAAAACUGGGAGGUGCUGGGGGAGUUGGCAGAAGGUUCUUGUGGCACUGGGAGAGUGGGAAGGCUGAGUGGGAGAGGAGAUCCUGAGCGGGAUGGAGUGGCAAAGUCUGGAGGGGCAGGAUUAGAGCUGUGCAAUGGGAAGCAAAUCUCAAAGGUGGCAUGGAGGAGGUGGCUGAAGGAAUGGAUGAAAUGUCCUGUAGACCAGAGUGAGAAUGACUCAGCCUGGCUGGGGGAGCUGUCAGCCCCGGCGAUUAGCUCACUAUGGCACAAACUCAGAUUGCAUAGCAAGUAUAGCCAGCCCCUGUGCUGGAAAGGCUGUGGUGGCACAGCAAAGUCUAGAUUGAAGACUUCGUUGAAAAGGAGGAGGUGACCUCUGUGAACUAAGAGAUUGUUCCUCAAUACAGUGAAGGGCUAAGGGUGAUUUAUGGAGACUCCUGCUCAGGGUCAGGAGCCCUUGUUUACAGUGUAUUAGUCUGAACUUGACCCAAAAAUGUUCCACAAAAAAGUUACUUCCUAGCAUAAGUAGACCUGCCAAAUACAGAAGUUAAAUGGCUGAACUGGGAGUGAUGGUAUUUAUGUGUACUAUCUAACUUUAUAAACACACCUGAAUACCUUUGUUUUCAAUUAUAAGCUGCGUUGUAGUAACCUUUCAAAGGAAAGUUUGUUAAACCUUUCCAAAUGAACUUGAAUUAAUGUUUUUCCUGUUCUUGUGAAACAAAACCGAGUGCCUUGGAGUUCAUGUGUAUGAAUGUCCAGUGUAGGGCUCAAAAAGAGCAUGAAUUGCACUGCAGGGAGCUUAAGAGUGGAUCUACUUGUAUGUAGGCAGAGAAAAACAGAAUGACUGAAGUAGCCUGAAAAGUGAUCAAGGGGAAUAUAGGAGAGCAAAUCAAAGGUACUAAGGCAUAAAGAGGAUAUCCUGUCUUGCAAAUAGAUGGGGAGAGUGUUUAUGGUGAGGUGUAAAACCUUGGGGGGGAACAGCAUGGGACUGUUGAAGAAAAUGCCUGGAGUUACAGAAGGAAUUUGGCUGUUGUGAAGGGGAAAAGGGGUGCAUGCUGAGGCAGCCUGGGGCUGCUCACUCCUGAGGACAGGGGUGUUCUCCCAGAAUGGGACAAUGUCUGCAGGAGAGUGAAAUGAUGGUGUUUCAGCACUCCUACCAUGAUAAGCAUUACUUGCUGUGGAGACAGAACGAAUGCAGACCUGAAAAAAAAACCCCAAAACAAUUGCAGUUACGGUAUCUUAGAAAUCUUGCUGUUACUUGAAAGAUAGUGAAGGGCAGCAAAAAAUACCACAUUCAAAAUUCUGUUUCCUCUAGCAAAUCUGUACUUCCCAGUCAUCAUAACAUAGUUCCUUUGCAUCUCCUUAGUGCGCUACGUGGUCUGUUGGGGCGUAAAAGCACUUGAUCUUUGAGAGUGGAGGUGUAAGCAUACCACAUUGCACAAGGCACAGCCAGAAAGAGAAAGACCAGCUGAAUGCUCUGACUUACAUUUUUAAGUGCUUUUUAUUCUUAUUUUUAGAGGAACCUCUCUGUGUUCUGUUGUUCUCCUCAUUUUGGCAGUGGUGUGGGGUGCAACCCUGAAAAUAAUUUAUAAAUAGCCAGUGUAGCUCUUAGCUUUCAGGGUUUACCAAAAGUUAAUACGAGGGAAUUCAUGAAGACCUGGAAUGAGCUUCAGAAUGCCACAAAAGCUGUUAAACUUAUUUCAGUUUCCCAGGAAAUGUUUCAAAUACUAAAAAAUACAUGUAUUUGUAAUGCUUAUUGGCAACUUCUGAAUUCAAAGAGUAUUUACAUUUGUGUAUAAUGAUAUUUGUAGCCAACAGGUCUGUGGAGAAAUCUUGAUUUGAAUAGAUUGGAAUAUCAGAAUUCUAUGAAUUUAUGCUUUUAUUAGAGGACUUACCUGUUUAACAGGUUAAUGGAGAAAAUAAAGUUCAGCAUACUUUUUAUUCAAAGCACUAGACAGAAUAUGUACUGCCCAAUACAUUAAAAAAAUGUUGUUAUAAAAGUAACUACACUAUUGUAUUUUACCAUCCUAGUGCUAAACUAUCAAGAGUAUCUCAGCUGCUGGUGAGGAUGUCAGUUUGCUCCUGAAGGCAGUGCCACCUUGAGCCCUGGCAGGCCCUUACUCCUUCCCCACCUCGUUUCAGGUCUCAUAGCCUGUUUGUGCCAUCCUCUCCAUUGUCAAAAAGCACAUAUUUAGGUAGCUUCACAAUGAACUGAAUCAAACAACGGGCUUUUUUUUAUUCCCUGUGAGGCUAUUUUUUGGCUGGACCAGUUCCCCGCUGUGCUUCCCUCUCCAGCUCUAUGUCAGAUUUUGUGCUAGCGCAAUAGAAGGAGUUACUUGAGGGGAGAAAUAAGUGGCUGGGAGGGGGCUCAUUUGCUUAAACCAGCUGUGCCAGCCACUCAACGCACAUCCCGAGCUUAACUUGGUCUCUGUCUC
Molecule: messenger RNA, 7123 nt
Organism: Strigops habroptila (Kakapo)
Lineage: Eukaryota; Metazoa; Chordata; Aves; Psittaciformes; Psittacidae
Gene: ZBTB1
Product: zinc finger and BTB domain containing 1
Exons: 3
Coding region: 229-2364 (711 amino acids)
Biological process (GO): regulation of cytokine production; negative regulation of phosphatase activity; regulation of immune system process
Molecular function (GO): phosphatase binding
Source: RefSeq, a predicted model, not a curated record